Messenger RNA from Penicillium waksmanii, 1119 nucleotides. RefSeq lists its product as uncharacterized. The record is from RefSeq and is a predicted model, not a curated record. The transcript has 4 exons. Bases 1 to 1119 code for a protein of 372 amino acids. Lineage: Eukaryota; Fungi; Ascomycota; Eurotiomycetes; Eurotiales; Aspergillaceae.
AUGACAGAGGCCACACCAAACCACGGCCCGGCUCUCGAACGAGGGAUCUGGGUCGCGGUGAUCAUCGCGGUCUUGGUUGUAAUCCUUAGGGUCUUUGCUAAGAUUAAGAUCAACCGCUUUCACUUUGACGAUGUACUGAUGAUCAUCGCAUCGAUUUCGGCAAUUGUCUCGACCGUUUUUCUCACACUUUCCGUCGAUCACGGCUUUGGCAAGCCCCUGGGUGACCCCUUUACCCACGACACUUCCCUGGUCUUGAAAUACAUCGCCAUACAAAUCCCCAUCGUUACCCUUAGUACCACCUUCGCUCGAACCUCUUUUAUCAUAUAUCUUGUCGCGGUUCUUGGGACAAAGAAAGCAUAUAAGAUCGCACUAUGGGUUAUCCUCGCCAUCCAGCUUGCUGGGAAUAUUGCAUCGGCAGUUUUGCCACUGAGCAUUUGCAAGAACGUGAACAUCCUCUGGGAUCCACUCGUCAAAACUACUUGUGGGGAUAUAGACGCAGUCAUCAAGUUCGCGUACUUCUCUAACACUUUCAACUCGGCUGCCGAUCUAUUUCUGGCUGUAUUUCCAACCGUUGUUUUCUGGAAUCUCAAUUUGAAGUUGCGUAUCAAGAUCAGUUUGAUUGGUCUUCUCAGCCUGGGCAUUGUUGCUAUGGUGGCGUCCAUAAUCAAGACUACCAAGCUCGAUACCUUACCCAGCAUUACAAAUCUUGGCUCUGCCGGUGGAAUUGAGUUGAUCCGCUGGGGAUACGUCGAAAACGCCAUAAUUAUUAUCACCUCGUCGAUUCCAUGCAUUCGCCCCUUGAUCAUUUCUUCUGUACGAAAGCUCUCUAGCGUCACUCGGUCAUACGAGCUCAGCGGUCCUUUCAGCAACCGUCGAACAAACCCAAACAAUGGCACUCAGACACGCAAGUCGCGUAGCAAGUUCAGCAAACCUCAUGACCUAGAGUAUGGCAGCAUAGAUCACAUUCUUGACAGAGAAAACAGCGCCGCGACGGGCGGCGACCAUGGCUUUCCUCGUGAUAUGAAUCCAGGGAUCACGAAGCAGGUUGACAUUGAAGUCGUUUCCGACGAUAACACAUCACGAUCAGACUCUACACGACAUGCCGGCCACGGUAUUUGA